AUGACCGGUGAGGAACGGGAAAAGGAGACGGAAGAGGCCAAGCCCAAGAAGAGGGGACGCCCCAGAAAGACAGAGAAUACAGAGAAAGAAAACAUAAGGGACUACUUCAAGGGAAAAGAAAUCCCAGGGGGGAAAGAAAUCCCACGUACCCCACAGGGAAGAAAGGAAAAAAAGGAAGGGAGUGACAGGAGUCCAGGGAGCACAAAGGGAGGAGAAGAGGAAAAAGAAGAAGGAAGCGCAGAGAAAACGACACACGAAACAGGAGACCCAGUGAUAACAAGAGAGGGGGAGGAGAAAGACACAAACGAGAGCAGAGAGAGUACAGAAAUAGAAAGUGAGGAGGGAAAAAGGUCAGAGAGAAGAAGGCUGUCGGAAGUGAGGGCAAGCACACAGGCUGGAGAGGAGGUAGGGACACAGAAGCCGGACUGGCAAGGAGAAGAGAUGAGAGACCUAGUAGAGGAGGUAGAGAAAGAGGAAGAGAGCAACAGAGGGAAAGAAGAGACAGCGGAAAGGGUAUGUGUUAGGAGGCUGGAGAAUUGGAUGACGACCUGGAAAGAGGAUCAGAGAAAGGAAUUGGAAGAAAAAAUGAUAGACCUGGAGCAACAUUGGGUAAAGAGGAUAGCUGAAUGGGACCAAAGACUGGAGAAAAACCUAAGUAGCGAAAGAAGGGGUAGAAUAUGCGAGGAGUGUGAGCGCAGAAGGAGAGAAUUAGUGAGGUGCGGAUGCAGGGGUGAAAGUGAGGAGUCAGUAAAGGCAUUAAGGAGAAGACUGGAACGGAAAGAGGAAGAACUGGAACGGAAAAAGGUAGAAAUAAGAGAGCUCAGAAAACAGGUAAGACUGGGGAGGGCUAGGGCAAAGGAGGGGGAGGGUAUCAACAGCGGGAGUGGAGAUGACGAAGGAGGGAAGGAGAAGGGUGGCGAGGGAACAAGGAAGGAGGGAGGGGGGAAUGGUAGAGGUAGAUGGUGGACUCAGGGGCGAGUAGAAAACUACCAGGAGGAGAACAUAGAAGAGAUUAGCCGCCCAAGGGGAGACGACAGAGGGAGGCUGAGGGUAGACUAUGAGGAAUAUGGAGAGUCAGAAGAGAGCGAGAAGAGAGAGGAGACAGAGCAUAGUGCAGGAAGUAGGUCACCAUUAAAAGGGCCGGAAGAGUGGAAGAAGGUGAAUAGAAGUAUGAGAGCAGCAGGGAUGAGCGGAGAGAAUAGGAACAGGAGGGUGGAGGGGAAAGAAGGGAUAGACGAAAGUAGAAUGAGUGACAGGACGGAGGACAAGCACCCAAAAAGUCUGACAGAAGGAGAGUGGGAAGAGGAAUUGAAGGAGAGAAGAAUAAGGAAAAAGAACCUCAUUAUGGAGGGACUGACACUACUGAGUAGAAGAAAGAAGGAGGAACUGGAGAAGUUUUUUAGGGAACAGAUGAAGCUAGAAAUCAGAGUAGAAAGACUGGACAAAUGUGAGAACAGGGGCUGGAGGGUAAAGGUAGAAGAGUUUAGGCACAAAUUAACAAUAUUAGCAGGGCAAUCAGGUCUGCGGAGAAGGGGGUGGGGAGUGUACUUUAGAGAUGAUUGGACGGAGAGACAGAAGGAGAUAAAAAGAUGGUUGGAAGAGCAAGCAAGAGGAUGGAGGAGGAUAGGAAUGGAGGCAGAAACGGCCUAUAACAGCAUACAAAUAGAGGGACACAGGCUGGAAUUGGAUGAGUUAGAGGGAGAGCUGAGGGUAAAGACAGAAGGAGGGAACAGGGAGAAGAGAAGGACCCCACGGCCAUUUCGUGGGGAGGAAAAAAGAGAAGGAGAAGGAAAAGUAACCCAGGCCACUCCGCUGUAUGCAUUGGAACGUGGAGAACGCACGGAACAUCGAAAAGAAUUAAGAGUUAUGGGAAAAGAUGGAUGUGAUACUACUUCAAGAAACGCAUCUAGGAGAGAAAGAGUUGAAGAGGUGGAGGGAGAAACUGGACAGAAAAUACGAGUGGUUUGGGAAGGCAGCGGUGAGGAAGCGCAGCAGAGGAAAAGCCAGCGGAGGAAACUUGGUAGGAAUCAGGAAGACGCUGGAGGCAGAAUGGAGAGUGGAGGAAUGGCACUACGGAAAAACAUGGGCAAGGUAUUGGAGGCGCUAGGGACGACAGUUGAUGACAAGGAGGGAGAGGGGGCAAGGAUAGUAAUUUCAGGGGAUCUAAACGCUAGAAUAGGGGAGCUGCAAGGAUGGGCAUCAUGUGGAAUGGUGGAAGAGGGUAGAAUAGGAGAAAGGAUAGCACAGGAUAAAACUGAGAGAGGAGAGGGAAGGAAGCUGAUAGGCUGGUGUGAAGAGAGAGCUUUCUUAGUGGAAAACGGCAGAGCCAGGGGAGACGAGACGGGAGCAAUUACGUUCAUUGGAGAGGGGGCAGGACUGGGCAGCACACUGGACUAUGUCCUAGUGAGGCUGGAAGAUGAGGAAGAGCCGAAAUGGUUCAAGGGAAUGAAAGUGGAGGAACAAGAAGGAUCGAAUCACCUGCCAGUGGUAUAUAAUCUAGAGUGGGGACAGAUGAGAGGGGCGGAGGAAGAAGAGGAGAGAGGGGGCGGGAAUAGACUGAGAUGGAAAGAAGGAAGGGAGGAAAAUACAGAGAAAAAUGGCAGGAGAUUUGGAAAUAUAAAAAUCAAGAGGACAUAG
Fopius arisanus is the source of this 2637-nucleotide messenger RNA. RefSeq names its product trichohyalin-like. The record is from RefSeq and is a predicted model, not a curated record. NCBI's taxonomy places the organism in Eukaryota, Metazoa, Arthropoda, Insecta, Hymenoptera, Braconidae. The coding region runs from base 1 to 2637 and encodes 878 amino acids. The transcript has 2 exons.